Drosophila novamexicana is the source of this 351-nucleotide messenger RNA. RefSeq lists its product as uncharacterized. Bases 1 to 351 code for a protein of 116 amino acids. Lineage: Eukaryota; Metazoa; Arthropoda; Insecta; Diptera; Drosophilidae. The record is from RefSeq and is a predicted model, not a curated record. The transcript has a single exon.
AUGUCCGCCUCCAAUGCCACGUUAUAUUACACAGCCAUCGACGAUAUGUUCAAGGAGCUGUUGCUGGACGCAAGCGCAGAGGAGCAGGUGGACACCGUAGAGCUUGAGGAGCCAUUGAUAGCCACGCCCAAACGUCUGGUUCGCAUACGCAAGCAGAACUUGUUCGCCAAGGAGCAGGAAGAGUUCGUCAUCUGCCGCCGCCUGCCGUUGCCCGCAGCAAAGCCAGAUUUAUCCCCGAGAAGUCAGGAGCUGCGCAAGGAGCGACAGGCGGAUGAGCUGCUGCGACUGCGCCGUCAGCGCUGCGAGGUCGAGCAGAGGAAGCCGAUGCGACGCCUCACAAUGAGAAUUUGA